UUGCGUGGCUUUCCUUUCCGAGAAGCAGCCCAACUCGCUCGCGCCUCAUCUUCUCGUCUCCCCCCUUCCCAGCGCGGCGGUUGCUGCCGCGCGCUCCAGCCAUGGCCGCCGCCGCCGGCAUGUCGACGUCCUUCCUCCUCCGCCUAUGUCCGUCCACGUCCGUGCCUUCUCAUGUGGCCCUCCCUCUGCCGACCCCGGCCUCCUCGGCGCGCCCACGGCGAGCUCCCGCCGUCUCCCUCUCCACCGCGCGGCGGGCCUGCGCCGCCGGCCCCGACUCCUCCUCGAACUUCGGGGGUCAAACAUCACUGAUGCCACCAUUGAGCCUUAUGCUUGAUGAAGGCUGUAGAUCUAAAAGGCCAUAUAGAUGGCAAAGGGUAUUGCUUAAAGUAAGUGGGGAAGCUCUUGCUGGAGAUCACACAGAAAAUAUUGAUCCGAAGAUCACAAUGGCAAUUGCAAGAGAAGUUGCUUCCGUCACCAGACUAGGUGUCGAGGUUGCUAUUGUUGUUGGUGGGGGCAACAUCUUCCGUGGGGCCUCUUGGGCUGGAUGCAGUGGACUCGACCGCUCAUCAGCAGAUUACAUUGGCAUGUUGGCUACUGUGAUGAAUGCCAUAUUUCUUCAAGCAACAAUGGAGAGCAUUGGAAUACCAACCCGUGUCCAAACUGCAUUUCGCAUGUCAGAAGUUGCGGAGCCAUACAUACGCCGAAGAGCUGUCAGGCAUUUAGAGAAAGGAAGAGUUGUUAUAUUUGCUGCUGGGACAGGAAACCCAUUCUUUACAACCGAUACAGCUGCCGCUCUCCGUUGCGCAGAAAUCAAUGCAGAGGUAGUGCUGAAGGCAACAAAUGUUGAUGGUGUGUACGACGCAGACCCCAAGCGUAACCCCAAUGCCCGUCUCCUUGAAUCUGUGAGCUAUCAUGAAGUGCAAACAAGAGAUCUCUCAGUAAUGGACAUGACUGCCAUUACCCUAUGCCAAGAAAACAACAUUCCUGUUGUCGUGUUUAACUUGCAAAAACCUGGAAAUAUCGCAAAAGCUAUUGUUGGUGAGAAGGUUGGUACUUUCAUAGGCUGCACAAAAGACCAGGACCAGAUCAUGGGGAAUGCACUGGAUCAAGAAAGAAGAUUGGCUAAGGAGUUGUGAGUUGAGGGGGUUUUCUCACUGCAUGGGGCCAUUGCUAGGUAGAUUUCUAGAGCUUUUAGGAUAGAAUAGCAAUGCAAUUGCUAGACUAGAACAAUGGUAUAACAGAGACAUUUUCCAGCUCGAGAGCUGCUAUCUAGAUCAGCAAUCUGAUUA
Messenger RNA from Oryza brachyantha (malo sina), 1289 nucleotides. Its product is annotated as uridylate kinase. The record is from RefSeq and is a predicted model, not a curated record. The coding region runs from base 102 to 1136 and encodes 344 amino acids. Gene Ontology annotation, cellular component: cytoplasm. Gene Ontology annotation, biological process: UDP biosynthetic process. The transcript has 7 exons. NCBI's taxonomy places the organism in Eukaryota, Viridiplantae, Streptophyta, Magnoliopsida, Poales, Poaceae. Gene Ontology annotation, molecular function: UMP kinase activity.